AUACAUAUAUAUUUAUCCCAAAAACAAAAAUUGUUUCAUAAAAUUAUAUACUUAUCUAUCAAACCAAGCGACUAAAAAUAUUUUAAUGCAACAUACAUACCGUAACAUUCUGAACAAAAUAAAUUUUCCAUUGAUCGUGUCUGGAAAAGUCUAAGUCGCAGCAAUGCUUAAUAAAUAUGUACUUAUUUCAUCCAUGUUUCUGAUGACGCGAUUUGUAGUAUAAAUAGGCAAUUAAAUCAAUUUUUUGCUUUCUAAUCUAAUUGAGAUGCUAAACGAAAAUUUGACAAAAACACAUACACACGCGCGAGCGCGCGCGAGUACGAAAGAUUCGAUCUUUGACUUGGAAAUGGUACGCGAUAGAUACUGACCAUUGACGCAUUCGCAUCUCGCAACCGCGUGCCGCGCGUUGUUUACGUAUUUAACCUAGUCUAACUUUACCUAACUUCACGGUCAUGGAUUAUAUGGAUAUGGAUGCGCACGCAGCGCGCGCCCACGCUUGCCAGCUGUUCAACGGAACUGUUCAACAAGGCGCGUAACAAGCGUGUUUGUUUUGCGUUUCGCGUUCGUGACAACGUUCGGACCGCGAAACAGCGGAAGUGCAAUAUCCGUCGCAAACAAGAAUCGAGUUAUUCGAGCUGAAGAAUAGUAUGGCUGGCAUCGUGCCGCUGUCUGGCAGGUCCGGCAGAAAACAGUGGACGCUGCACGAUGGACCAAAAGGUUCUCUUAGACGAUUACGUUCUCGAUUGGCGGAAGACGGCUGUCCAGAAUCUCAAGUGAUUUUGGCUAAGCAAUUAUUGGAAGAACGAUGCGAUCUUGAUGUUGAUAAAGAAGAAAACGCAAAAUUGGGCGUUUAUUGGUUGACAAAAGCCUCGGAGCAGGGAAAUCUAGAGGCAACUGACAUUCUUAGAAAGUGCUUAGACACAGGCCGUGGUAUUACGGAGCAUAACUAUUACGACGUAAAAAGUUGUCUAGACAUGACGCAGGAUGAAAAGUUAGCUAGAAGAGCAGCGAGGGAAAUGUUCAUGAGCCUAUCAAAUGGCGAGGACUUUAUCACCACCGAACAACUGCAAAGACGUAUGAGAAGUUUAUCGUCUUCAUCGACCAGUAACCAUGACUAUUCUCAAUCAAAUAUUACUUCUCACAACAACUUGUCACAAAACAGAUCAAAUGAUAAUGACGAUAAUGAUUGCUUCUCCAGAAAGGGGCUUCCUGAUGAUUCUCCAAUUUCGAAAAACCAAGAUCGGACAAAUGAUAUUCAAAAUCUGGCAGACCAUCAAGGUGAAAAGAUCACAGAGGCUGUUCUGGUCUCCGCGGCUGCGAGUUAUGCACGCGGAAUGCUUCCAGUAGUAUCACACGCUCUCUGUAUGGUGGAUCCUUCUGAACUGGCACUAGACACAAUACCGUUGCUGCAGAGACCAUUCGUCCAUCCGUUCAUAUCAUUGAAGCGUUUUUACAGUUGGCUGAUCGAGACUUUGGGUCACAGAGGGACAUCGAUGAGAAACAUUCUCUUCACGUCGAACUUACACAUUUUCUUAUUACUCUUACUGUACUCCUUAUUCGGCACAGAAAGUCUAAUACUUUUUAUACCUACGGCCCUCUACUAUCUAUCAUUCAUAGCGAUGGUAGUGGCGACAUUUCAAAUGCUCCAGCGGAAACGCGAAUUCAAUGAUUUUCGCGCUUGGUCCGGCCUAUUUCUGAGUUAUUCGGGCGGAAAUCUGAAUCCUGAAGAGGCGGAAUAUCAAUUUUGCCGCAACAAUCUGAAACCUCACGGACACUUCUUUCUCGCGUUGUUGCUAAAUCUAAUAAUUUAUCCUCUGAUAGCUCAUCAGUGGACCCCACAAUCUGAAUUUACAGUAAUAGCGGUCGCGUUGACUCUCAUCACGCUUUUCAAUUUUAUGUGGAAAGACUCCUCGCCCGACUUCCUAGCCCUGUUCAGUUUUGGCGUACAUGUCCUCGCGAAGUAUCCUUACGAGACGGAUAUGGUUGUUGCGCAAGGUUGGAGAUUCUUGGACGUCAGAGUCCCAACAUUCGCAUCUUACGUUGUCGGCAACGGCAUAGAGUUCUGUCUCAACUUUCGCGCCGUAUUUUAUCUUCUGAUACCAGCGGUCUUCGCGAAAAUGGCUGCGAGAGAUGGCUGGCGCGGAACGUAUCGAACUCUGAUACCCCAUUGUGUUACUCUGAGCUGGUGGCAAAUAGCAAUUUUCAGUUCUCAAGGCGCCACAUGGUACGGCUUGAUCAGAGGUGCCCUCGCACUAGUUGGCAUGGUCCUCUUCCUUCCAAUAGCCGGUAUAGCUUCCGUCAUUUUACCGAUCAUAGCAAUUGCAAAGUAUUUGUCAGAAAAUGACCUGGCAAUGAGAAUAGUAGUCACCACUGUACUCGGAGGAAUGCCAAUUUUGGCUUCAUGGUAUCUGAGGAAAAUUAGAGCAUCAAGAUUUAAUUGGAUCAUUACGCUCGUUCAAAUCAUGCUUGGCGUUGGCGCUGCCACAUUCUUAUCGUGGCCGAUGAUAAUGGAAUAUAAACAAGAUUCCUAUGAAAUAUCUUAUGAAAUGAUUUCUAGUUUAACAUGGGAUCAAUAUCGGAACUACUGUCAUCAACCUGCAUGGGAAGAAGUGUCAUCGAAAGCGCAAGUGCAGAUGCAAUGCGCCCAAUUGGAAGGCAUACCCGUUUCGUGGGAAGGGUACGUGACGAAUGUUAGAUUAAAAUCGAUAAAAAACAAUAUCGCGAACAUAUUAAAUAGAUUACCUGAUAACAUUAGAUCGAUACUCAGUUGUAUGUACGGGGAACCGUACGAGGAAAAUUGUAAUUCGGGCGACGACACUCGUAAAAAGAAUUGCAAGCACGUCACGAGCAUUCAGAAACGAAGGAGUAAGUGUCACUUACCGGCUUGGGAUCGGUAUGAAUUUGAAAUUUCUGUCAAGAUGAAAAACGGUGGGUGGGGAAGUACAACGGAGAUACGUCUUGUUGCGGAUCAUUCUUUUACCAACUUUAGUUUAAGCAUAUAUCCCGGCGACAAGAUCUGGUUUUCCGGUGUACUUCUCAAUAAUGGCUUAGAAAAAGAAUCUCUUCUUGGUGGCACCAAACCGCACAUUGAUCUGGAAGAAGCAGGAUGCCUCGCGUGCAACUUCCUUAAUCUGACAACAUCUUACAAACGUUAUAGAUAUCGUAUAAGUUUAAGCUCUAUUAUCAGAGAUCUUUGUCUCAGUAUAAAGACUGUAUUAAACUUUCUGUUAAAUCCGAUUGUGAUGUUCAAGUGAUCAGAACGAUCUACGUUAUUCAAUUCUUUUAGACUUCUUUCAACUUCUUACAUUUAAUUUUGUACUAUUUCCAUAUAUUUAAUUAUUAUUAUUGUUUGAUUAAUAUUAUUUAUCUUAAAAACGAAUUAUUCUACUAAAUAAACUAAAUAAAACUAUGAACUAAAUUGUGAAAGUAAAAAUUUUCAAAUUAGAAACAAGAAAUCAGUUUAUAUACAAUUAAUUUACUAAGAAAAUACAUCUUUAUAAAGUAUAAAUAUGCAAUGAAUAUUGUAAUACAAUUGUCUUGAGAAGACAUCUUUCAGUAUAUUAAAAAUUUAAUAUGAUAAUCAUUUUAUUAUAAUAUUAUCGUUUACAGAAGCGUGUUAUACACAAUAUAGCACUAAAAUAUAUUAUACUGCAAAAUAUAUAGCGUAUUAUAUUUGACACAUUAUAUAUAUAUAUAUAGUAUAAGAUAAAUUGAAAGAAGAACUAUGUUAAGUAUAUAAGCAGUAUUUCUUCGAUGUUUAACACACAUGUACCUGUGUGUGUAAUAUAAAAGUAGAAAAUAGUGCAAAUGUUUUGAUGUUACCGAACGCCUCAGGCAAUAUACAUUAGGCUUUCAUGAGCAAAUCGUAAUCUGCUUCAGAAUAUUAACAUAUAUUUUAAGAUCGAUAUAUUUUCCUAAGCACUUACUGCCAAUAAGAGAGAGAGAGAGAGAGAGAGAGAUUAACGUUUGAUAUUUUUGUAUUCCGUUUUUGGACAAUGAUUAGAAUAGACAUCGUUUCAAUCUUGUUUUAAUGAUGUAAUUGCAUUUUUUUAUUAGAUUUAUAACGUACAUUAUCAUGAUAAAGUUUUAGUUGAAUCAGGAGGCAGUAUGCAAAUUGAUAUAAUCUUAGAUUAUAUUUAAUAAUCUAUAGUUAUAAAAAAAACGAAAGAAAAAAAUAUGAUAUUCCUAUAGAAACUUGUGUAGUAUUGACUAUGCUAAUUGAACUAUCUUAAAAUUCAAUAUUACCUGAAUGAUACAUCUUUUAAGGAAUAUUGAAAAUAUAUAUACAGUACAAACAAUUUACUUUGUAUAUUGAUGUUAAGUGUUUAGAUAACUAUUAACAAGUAUAUCUGUCUGUAGAGUUAAGGAUGACAGUUUUGUCAUUGUAUCGCACAUAGAUAAUAGGAACCAGGACUGUAAAAAAAGAGAUAAGACAGAUAUAGAUGUGCCUUGGUGUUUUUUGUUUGAAUAAUUUUAUUGUUGAUAUUAAAAGUACUCUAUUUGCCUCUUCAAAGCAAAACAAAUUAAUUAAAUGCAUUGAAACACCAUGAACUGUUGCAUUUUAACGUGCAAAUGUAUAUUUUUGUCAUCAACAACAUAUUAAGAAAUAUAAAACAAAAUUCAAAAUAUUGUCUUACUCCAAUGUAAGUUCUAAUACCUCAAACAUAUGUGCGCGUGCGCGCACAUACACACCCAAUCACACUCACAUCUAUUAUGAAAAAAAAACAAAGACUUAUCAUUUAUAAUUAUAGACAUAUUUAUUUUGUAUUUGGCAACAAAUAAUGAUAUACAUUAUUGUUUCGAAUGAUAACAUCAUAUCGAUAACAAGACAAUCGCUUAUUAAAUGGUUUGGUUCUCUCUUUCUUAAUUUCCAUAUAAAAGAAUUUUAUAUUAUUCAUUCAUUUUAUAUAUCGAAAUACAUUAAAGAAUCCACCAUACUGCACUUUCUUCACAUUGUACUUUCAUGCAAUGUUAGGUCCAUUCUAACAUUACAUAAUUUGUAUGAUCAAUAUAGUCUGUUUAAAAUUGUAGAUACAUAUAAUCUGCAAAAAGUUGUUAGCCCAAACUUUAUGCAAUAUGGGAGCUUCGGGUAUAAUAUUAAUUUCCCUUAUGUACAGAUACAAAAUCUAUAUUAAUAAAGUCUUUUUCACUAUAUUUAAUCUGUAUUUGCAAAUAAUUACCUAAUAAAAAAAAAGAGAAAAGCAAACUACAGAGAGAUCAGAUAAAAUAAUUUUUUCGUUUUCCUGAGGAAAUAUUAUUUUUAUUUGUGAUGUAUUUCCUUAAACAUUUAAAAAAUCAUCGAAUUGUAGAAUCAAUUUACAUUCCGAUUUGGCAAAAGUUUCAGAAAAAAGAUAUAUUGCGGUAAAGGUUUUAAAAUUAAAGUGCAUGAGUUUUUCCAAGAUCUUUCUAAUAUAAUUAACAAUAUACACAUAUGAUACAUUUAAGUUAAUUAUUAUCUCUUUCCAAUAUAUCUUUUUUACAAAUCAAGUAUAUAAGAAAUUGUUUUGUCAAAUUCCUUGUGGCAUGUUGUGAGAAAUAACUUUGGUUUAUAAGAACUAUAUAAUAAAUACAUAUUUUUAGGUAAAUAUUAUAAAAUUAAAUUAGCAUAUAUUAAAAUCCAAUUAAUAACAAUUGACAAUCAAUUUAAUCUACAAAUUCUGAGACAACAUUCUGUAAAUGUUUGAAUUGUUAGAAUAUUUGCAUAGAUACACAUUUCUCCUUUACUCCGAAGACUUUUACUCUUGCAACAAACAUUUAUGUAAUAAAUUUAUGCUAGAUUUCUACUAUUUGGAAAAAAAAAAAAAAAAGAGAGAGAGAGAGAAAA
Messenger RNA from Cataglyphis hispanica, 5824 nucleotides. RefSeq names its product wolframin (gene wfs1). The coding region runs from base 648 to 3254 and encodes 868 amino acids. Gene Ontology annotation, biological process: calcium ion homeostasis; endoplasmic reticulum unfolded protein response. Gene Ontology annotation, cellular component: endoplasmic reticulum membrane. The transcript is spliced from 7 exons. Gene Ontology annotation, molecular function: protein binding. Lineage: Eukaryota; Metazoa; Arthropoda; Insecta; Hymenoptera; Formicidae. The record is from RefSeq and is a predicted model, not a curated record.